ACGUCACACCACUGUCUUCUUGUUUAUAGCUUCUUAUACAGGAAAUGUUUCUAUCUAAGCUCAAAUUUGUGUCCGUGAACAUGAGUGGCGCAGGGAAAACGUGGCGUGGGUCCUCUCUCCAGUUUCUGUUGUUUACUUAGAUCUUCUCUUCACUUAUUUCCGCUCAUUAGAAUCAUCCAUCGCUCGCGCUACCGUCCAGCAGCGAUGUACAAGGAGGGGGGCGAGGCGCAUGACGACUGCGGCUCCCGGGAGGAGUGGACGCUCCUGUUCUGGACCUCUCUGGCCGUCAUCGUCCCGGUCAUCAUCACGCUGUGGUGCAGCGCCCAGCGCUCCAAGCGGAAAACGCACAUGAAGGAUUUCUUCCGCAAGAGCAAGCACGGCUGGCACUACACAGACCUGUUCAACAAGCCCACCUACUGCUGCGUCUGCUCCCAGCACAUCCUCCAAGGGGCUUUCUGCGACUGCUGCGGCGUGUGCGCCGACGAGCAGUGCCUGCGCCGGGCCGACCGGAGCCUGUCGUGCAAGGAGAUCAUGGCCCCCUCUACCCCCGAAGGAGCCAUGGAGCACCGCUGGGUCCGCGGAAAUGUACCCCUCGCCAGCUACUGUGCAGUGUGCAAACAGCAGUGUGGGACCCAGCCGAAGCUCUGCGACUUCAGGUGUGUGUGGUGUCAGGCCAUAGUGCACGAUGACUGCAUGGACAGCCUGGCGGAUGCAGACCAGUGUGACCUGGGCGAAUUCCACAGCCUCAUCAUCCCUCCUCAUUACCUGUACCGUGUCAACAAGCUCCGCCGCAGGCACCCCGAUGAGUACAGCAAGCUGGCCUCUUCCUUUGGCAGUGGCUGGACUCCGGUGUUGGUCUUGGCUAACACACGUAGUGGCAACAACAUGGGGGAGGCUCUGCUGGGAGAAUUUCGCACCCUUCUGAAUCCUGUGCAGGUGUUUGACCUGUCUGAGCUGACGCCCUCCAAAGCCCUCCAGCUGUGCACCCUGCUUCCCCCCGGCAGUGUCCGGGUGCUGGUGUGUGGGGGUGAUGGUACAGUGGGCUGGGUGCUGGAUGCCAUCGAUACUAUGAAGCUGAAGGGCCAAGACCAGUUUAUGCCAAGGGUGACCAUCCUGCCCCUGGGGACAGGAAAUGACCUUUCCAACACUUUAGGCUGGGGUGCCGGGUAUGCUGGAGAGAUUGCUGUGGAACAGGUUCUCCGUAACAUCCUUGAUGCAGAGGUGGUCAAAAUGGACAGAUGGAAAGUGCAAGUGGCUUCAAAAGGCCUCUACUUUCGUAAACCAAAGGUUCUGUCCAUGAACAACUACUUCUCUGUGGGGCCUGAUGCUCUGAUGGCGCUCAACUUCCACACACACCGCGAGAAAACACCCUCUUUCUUCUCCAGCCGCAUCAUCAACAAGGCUGUUUAUUUCCUGUAUGGUACCAAAGACUGUUUAGUGCAGGAAUGUAAGGAUCUGGAUAAGAGGAUUGAGCUGGAGUUGGAUGGGGAGAGGGUGGCUCUGCCCAGCCUGGAGGGCAUCAUAGUUUGUAACAUUGGCUACUGGGGUGGAGGCUGCAGACUCUGGGAGGGUAUGGGGGACGAACCCUGCCCCCCCACACGGCUGGAUGAUGGUCUGCUGGAGGUGGUGGGUGUGUUUGGCUCCUUCCACUGUGCUCAGAUCCAGGUCAAGCUGGCCAAUCCUGUACGGCUGGGACAGGCCCACACUGUCAGGCUGGUUCUUAAGAGCUCCAAGAUGCCCAUGCAGGUGGACGGGGAGCCAUGGGCCCAGGGUCCCUGCACCAUCACCAUCACCCAUAAAACCCAGGCCCUCAUGCUGUACCACAGCAGCGAGCAGACGGACGAUGACGAUGACGAAUCCAGCGCCUCUGAGACAGAGAGCCCCACCCCUCACGACUCGCCCAGGCCUCCGGAGCCGGCCUCCGCUCGUGCAUGACCCACUCUGAACAUCACGUGAUCUGAAGCUCUUCUUAUCUCUUCUUUCUGCAGCCCAGAUUCUAUUAAUCCCUCAUUUGCAUUUGAGAUGCCACUUACUCGCCCUCCUCUAAGAUAUUUGAACACACUUUAUCCUCAAUCACGUUGAUGAGAAUAGUUUUAAUAGUAAUUUUUUUGUGUAAUCAUUUCAGAUCUUCAGAGAGCUGACAGGUGUCAGAAAGGUUAGUUUGGAAUUGGGCUGGUGUGAUUUAGUUUUUUGGCCUUUUAUCUCUCCAUUCCCAAUAUUUUGUAACCCAGAGCUCAGGAAGUUCCACCUCAACAUGGGUGGGACAGUCAGGAGGAGGUGAAUGUUGUGAAGAAAGAUUGCGGUUUAUUUGCACUGAUCCCUUGUGCCAUAGAUAUCUACAGUCGACUAUACAGUUUAUUAAUCUGUAUUUACAACUGAAUGCCCAGUGCAGCCCUGCAGGUAUCAGUCAGCCAUUUUUAUGAAGUUGCCCAGGUUCGAUUGACCUAACCCCCAUAAAGCCAUGUCUAAAUCAACAGCAGGUGAUGAAGUAGUAAAAGGGGAAAGAACAGUAUGAUCACAACAAAUAUUACAGUACUGUACUUUAUUGCCCAUUAGUUGUUUUUUUUAAUUCCAGAAAGAGCACAAACAAGCAGCUAGUAGACUCUAGUUGGUUGUGUGUGAAAUGUUAAACUGUACAGAAUAUCUGUAAAAGUCCCCUUUCAUCACAAUGUUGAUAGUUUUUAAGUGUCUCCUGAGUGUGUCACCUAAGAUAAAGCUUUGAAAUGUGUGUGUGUAGGCCAGAAGGUGUCUGAAUCUUGGUGGUUGUCAAUCACUGGACAUUGAUUCAUCGUUCACUGUCUCAAGUAGCUCGCUAAACUUUUAGAUUGUACUAAUGUACAGUCUUGAAUUAUAUUUAACUUUCCUGAUAAGCGCUAUAGGAAACAACCUCACUUUUUUGUUUUGGUUUAUUUUGAAAGUGCUGCCAAGUAAGUGUUGUUCAGAGGAAUAAUUUUGCCUCGUGUAAAACCUUUUGUUUUUCCUCUUCUUUGCCUACGUCCUCCUGUUUACAUAUUUUGUGCUGCACUGUUUUGGCACUCACACUUAUUAAUACCUUACACUGCUUAUGACAUAGGAAACCGUAAUAUUGACCUUUGAUGUUGCUGCCAAUAGUGAUAACUGCUGAUGAGAUUAACUUAUCCCAUGUUGUGACUUUAUGUUAUACAAGUAAUCCUCUCGUAUUUUGUUAUUUGUGUUUUACCAAAUAGUCACCACAAGGUGGCAGACUAAAGACAGUAUUUUCUGCAGACAGGGUAAGCAGAGUUGGUCUUCUACUCAAACCUCCACAGUGUAAUAUCAAUACAAUCAGAGUUACUUGCAUGUACUUUCCUGUGUAGUGUUCUGGUGACAUUGUUCUAACUGUUGAGUUUUAUUGUUGCAUCGUUCCUGUACUCUACAUAAUCUGAGCAAAAGGUCAUUUGUGCUUUGUCCGUAAAAUAGCCUGCUUGUAGGGAUAUUAAUUGUACCUUUUGAGGUGGUCCUGUUUAUUACCUGUCGCUCACAGCCAUAUCGGAAAAUCUAACGUUAUAGAAUGUUAGUUUGUGCUUUCUUAGGAGCCCGGAGGCAACUUGCUGCUGGUUUGGCUGAACGGGUUUGUUUUUAGCCGCGCAAUGCCUAUGCUUUUGGAAUAUGCACCUCCUUUUAACCAGACCUCAUGGUUUCAUCACCCUCUAUUUGUUUGGUGAAUGUCUUUGUGCUCAAGGACACCUGUUUGAUCUUUUAUCUUAUCAUCCAUGUUUACCAGAGUUGUGUGUGUUGUGUUGCACUGAAUUUGCUUAGAUGUAACAGGGGUUCAUUGGCAGCAUUUUAGCCACACUAGCAGCACGGCUCCCGUUCAAAACACUGUUUUAGAGUGAAAUACCUCGAUGACUGUUUGAUGAAUUGUGAUGCAGUUUGAUACAGAUAAAAUGAAUGGUCCCCAGAGAAUGAAUUGUAA
Messenger RNA from Micropterus dolomieu (smallmouth bass), 3934 nucleotides. It is a transcript of the gene dgke, whose product is annotated as diacylglycerol kinase, epsilon. The transcript is spliced from 11 exons. Lineage: Eukaryota; Metazoa; Chordata; Actinopteri; Centrarchiformes; Centrarchidae. Gene Ontology annotation, molecular function: ATP-dependent diacylglycerol kinase activity. The record is from RefSeq and is a predicted model, not a curated record. The coding region runs from base 205 to 1935 and encodes 576 amino acids.